This is a messenger RNA of Protobothrops mucrosquamatus (brown spotted pit viper), 576 nucleotides long. RefSeq names its product glutaredoxin domain-containing cysteine-rich protein 1-like. The transcript has 2 exons. The record is from RefSeq and is a predicted model, not a curated record. NCBI's taxonomy places the organism in Eukaryota, Metazoa, Chordata, Lepidosauria, Squamata, Viperidae. Gene Ontology annotation, cellular component: stereocilium; kinocilium. Gene Ontology annotation, biological process: inner ear receptor cell stereocilium organization; sensory perception of sound. The coding region runs from base 1 to 576 and encodes 191 amino acids.
AUGUUGAAGAGGAACACCCUGGUUGAGGAGGGUAGGCCUCCGCGGAAAGUCCGAUUCCGCAUCGCCUCUUCCCACAGCGGAAGAAUCCUGAAGGAGGUCUACACCGAUGGAGAAAGUUCUGACUCCUUGGAUUCGGAGUAUACCAGCAGCUCGGAAACCGACCCCAACAGCCGUCUCAGUGGGUCGGAUGGACAGAACAACGGACACCUCAGCUCCGAAGGGGAUGAGAAUGAGACGGAGACAGGGGACAUGUUCUCCUUUGUGAGGGCCUCCAAAGAUAGGGGGUUUGGUACCAAAUGGAUCAACAUCCUCAGCAAAAACGGGACGGUUAGAGGGGUCAAGCAUAAAGUCAGCGCUGGCCAGGUCCUCUUUGACAACUUAGGCAAAGUCUUUGAGAGAGUUCAACACCCGCACGAAUGCCUCUCCUGCGGGGGCUUCGGCUUCCUUCCCUGCUUCACGUGCCAUGGGAGCAAAAUGUCCAUGUUCCGGAACUGUUUCACAGACUCCUUCAAAGCCCUCCGGUGCACGGCUUGCAACGAGAACGGCUUGCAGCGGUGCAAGAACUGCAUGAGCUAA